AUGGAAGACAACGCCGAGCUCGAAUCAUUCCGCCGUGAGUGGCGCGAGGAGGUCUUUCGUCGAUCGAAGCCUAGGUCUACCCCUCGUGCUGCCCAAGCUGCCCCAUCUGCCCCGCCACCGACACGUCUCCCACCGACUCGUCAUGCCUUGGUAGACCGCAAGGACCUCGAGGAGGAGGGGCCUCCGCCUACCUCGUUCGACCCGGAGGAACUGGCCCAGCAGGUUGGGGAGCUGAGGGUGCAACCAGAAGAGGAAGUAGACGGCGAUGGUUUUACUCGCCGCGACACGAUAGAGCCCAGCACCGCGUUGGAGCACUUUGAACGUGCGGUCGAGAAGGAAGCUGCUGGUAAGCUGGGUGACAGUCUUCAGCACUAUCGUAAAGCAUACCGUCUGGACGCUGCGGUCGAUAAGCAAUACCGAAACAAGCACUACGCCCAUGUAUGGAAGAAGCCCGCACAACCGCCUACUGACCAACCCUCUACUGUCUCUGUGACUGCGCCAGCGCCUGCCGAGGCAGAGAUACUUUCUACACCCGAAUUGAUCGCAUCUUUCGCACACCUGCCCAUCGCACAAGCAGAUCCGAUAAUCGAAAAUACUCCUCCUCCGCCGUGCCCCAUCUCUAAAGUUCCAUCGGAGGUGAUUGUGGAGAUCCUACACUAUGUGGGACUGCAAGAUCCAGCGGCUUUUGGCCGAAUGGCCUUGGUAUGCAAGCGAUUUGCGUACCACUUUGCACAUGAACAACAGCUUUGGAGGCGGAUUUGCCAAUCGCCAGAGUUUGGAUUUGAGGGCAUGCACUACACCUUUGCCUGUGAUCUCCACGGACAUCCGAUAUUCACCCUCAGCGGCACACGAUACACGCCGUUCCCAAUAGACACCCCAGUAGAGAUCCCGAAACCUUUCUUUUCAUGGAGUGAAGUGUUCCAGUCAUACCCGCGAAUCCGCUUCACCGGAUGCUAUAUCAGCACUGUCAACUACACCCGGGAGGGUGCCGCAUCCUCCUUCCAGACCGUGUCCUGGAACAGCCCUAUCCACAUUGUGACAUACUACCGCUAUCUGCGAUUCUACCCAGAUGGCUCUGUAGUAUCACUUUUGUCUACGACUGAACCUGUCGACGUUGUUCCGUAUAUCAGCAAAGAGAACAUGAUGGCCGCACGAGCCACGCACAAAAAGGGCCAUCAACGUCAAAUCUCUGACGUUGGCCAGACAUUAUCCGGAGCUGCCGAUCCCGUCCCACCAGUUGCCCAAGCUGCGCUGAAAUAUGGCCGCCGUGGCCGCUGGCGCCUGACAUCGCCCGACCCCAUCCCCGAGUCUGAAGACCAGCCCGAACAAACACCAUCACAUAACGAGCCUUCUACCGACCCUCGCGAUGUUGUCAUAGAGACAGAGGGCGUCGACCAUAAAUAUGUCUACACAAUGCUCAUGACCCUGAGGUCUACAUCUUCCACAAAGUUGGAUGUGAAUCCUGCGAAGAAUACCAAGCUCACUUGGCGCGGUUUCUGGAGCUACAAUAAGCUCACUGAUGACUGGGCCGAAUUUGGUCUUCGGAAUGAUCGUGCCUUUGUCUUCCGUCGGGUUCGGGGUUGGGGCCUUUCAUAA
Penicillium atrosanguineum is the source of this 1596-nucleotide messenger RNA. RefSeq names its product putative F-box protein (Pof7). The transcript has 2 exons. Gene Ontology annotation, cellular component: SCF ubiquitin ligase complex. Gene Ontology annotation, biological process: SCF-dependent proteasomal ubiquitin-dependent protein catabolic process. Gene Ontology annotation, molecular function: protein binding. The record is from RefSeq and is a predicted model, not a curated record. Lineage: Eukaryota; Fungi; Ascomycota; Eurotiomycetes; Eurotiales; Aspergillaceae. Bases 1 to 1596 code for a protein of 531 amino acids.